Hippocampus zosterae (dwarf seahorse) is the source of this 4787-nucleotide messenger RNA. Its product is annotated as myosin-16-like. The transcript is spliced from 22 exons. Gene Ontology annotation, cellular component: myosin complex. The coding region runs from base 829 to 3852 and encodes 1007 amino acids. Lineage: Eukaryota; Metazoa; Chordata; Actinopteri; Syngnathiformes; Syngnathidae. The record is from RefSeq and is a predicted model, not a curated record.
ACCAUUUGCCCACUGACUUGUCAUCUUGAGUAUUGAGUUUAGUGGGUAGUGCCAAAGACAAAAACGUCAGUCAAGUAAUGCUGGAUUAAACUGUUGUUGCCGUUACCCGGUCCAGCAGGAGGUAAACAAAAUACCCUUUAAAUUGAUUUUGAUUCAUUUGGUUGAAAUGACAUCUAGCAAUUUGGCAAACCGCACUUUCAAAACAUUAAUACAGCCCAGGAGCUUUCAACUUACUCGGUUUUGAAGGCGCUAGUAGACCUCGUUUCAUUUUCUAUUAAUAGCAGUGGGGGAUCAGCCAUGUAGAAAAGCCGACAGGGUACAGAACAAGUACUUUUAUGGGGAAAAAAAACUGAGCGUGGAAAAUAGGUGGCUUGGUUAUUUUGCAAAUGUCCACAUAUUCGGGUAGUGUUUUCUUACAGCGAAUGCCUUGCCGAUGAUGACUGGUUCCUAAGAAAUGAAUAUUAACCAGAGCACACUUGACAUUGAGAUCUUUUCACUCCUGUUAUGGAUGGUUGCUGCCGACCAUGGGCUUCAGUGUAAGGCUAAACUUGUCUAUCAGGUCAGCUCCUCACGUCACCAUGUUGAUCUUUGAAGCAGAGCUAUAUUAAGGAGAGAUUAGACGAACAAAGGGAAGGAUUUCUUCUGGCUGCGGGCAGAACACACAUUUUGUGACAUUUUGUGGAGCGGGACAUUGCCCAAGUUUCAGAACUGCGCUGUGUCCAACUGGAGAAGGCACAACGUGAGCUGGAGCGGCAACUAUCUGGCCUGUCAGACCGUUUGGAAGAAGGGGAGGUCCGUUCAACUCAGCUGGCUCUCCACAGAGACAGGAUGGAGGAAGAAUGUAACAGCCUCAGACAAGACUUGGACCAGUUGGAGGGUGCCCUUAUUGCGUGUGAGCGGGAUAAAGAGCAAGUUAUAGAGGACCUGCACAGCGAGGAGGAGAAGGUGGAUCUAUUGACACAACAGAAAAUGCAACUAGAGAAGCAGGUGGAAGAUCUAGAGUAUCAGCUGGAGCAGGAGCGCUAUCAGCGUGAAGAGCUGGAGAAGAACAGUGGGAAGGUGGAAGGCGACAACCUGUGCGCUCAGGAGACUUUGGAAGCAGCGGACAAGACAAGGAAUGGCCCAGAAGACAUCAUCAAAAGGAUGGACAUGGAUAUAAGCAGUACCCGCUCCAAGCUUGAAGCUGAAGAAGCCCUCCGCAGUGGACUGCAGAAGAAGAGCAAAGAACUGCAGGCCCGCAUUGAGGAGCUUGAGGAGGAGCUGGAAGCUGAACGGGCCAUAAGAUCAAAGGUGGAGAAACAGAGAGCAGAUUUAGGCAGGGAACUAGAAGAACUCACAGAUCGACUGGAGGAAGCAGGCGGGGUCACCGCCUCGCAGAUGGAGAUGAACAAGAAGCGAGAGGCGGAGCUCCAACGUCUGAGACGAGACCUGGAAGAGUCAUCUAUCCAGUCAGAGACGUUUGCCGCAACCAUGAGAAAGCGCCAUGGCGAUGUGAUUGCGGAGCUAAGUGAGCAGUGUGAGGCUCUCCAGAGGACCAGGGCCAAAUUGGAAAAGGAGAAACAGAACUUGAGAAUGGAAGUCGACGAUCUGUCUACUUCACUAGAAGGUCUACAGAAAGCCAAGAUGUCCUCAGAUAGCCAAAUAAAGAAAUUGGAGGAGCAGCUCUACGAGGCCAACCGGAGAGGAGAUGACCAACAGAGGACACUCACUGAGCUCACCGUGGCUAAGAACAGACUCACAGCUGAUAACACAGACACAAGUCGACGACUGGCGGAGGCUGAGAACAAAUCCGGCCAGCUGAGUCGGACCAAGUCUCUCCUCCAAUCUCAGCUUGAGGAACUGAAGAAACAGCUGGACGAGGAGGUCAAAUGUAAGCAGGCGCUCGGCGCGAGUCUGGGCUCGGUUCGGCAGGAGUGCGAGGGGCUCAAGGAGCAACUCGAGGAGGAGCAGGAGAGCAAACAAGAGCUGCAGCGGCUCGUCUCCAAACUCAACAGCGAGGUGACGCAUUUGAGGACCAAACACGAGGCGGACUCCAUCCAGUAUGCCGAAGAGCUGGAGGAAACCAAGAAAAAACUGGUACUGCGGCUGCAAGAGGCAGAGGAGGCAGCGGAGGCCACGCAAGCGAAAUGCUCCUCUCUGGAGAAAACCAAACAGAGGCUCCAGGGGGAAGUGGAGGAACUGUGCAUGGACCUGGAAAAGGCGAGCGGAUGCGGACAGGCUCUUGAUAAAAAGCAACGGCUUUUAGAAAAGCAACUGGGAGACUGGAAGCAGAAAUGCGAGGAGCUGGUAGCCGAGGUGGAGGGCUGUCAAAAGGAGAGCAGGCAACACACGGGCGAGCUUUUCAAACUGAAGACGGUGCAUGAAGAGUCUUUGGAGCAGCUGGAAGCUCUACGAAGGGAGAACAAGGUCUACCAAGAGGAGAUUGCGGAUCUCACAGACCAGCUCUCAGAUGGAGGCAAGAGUGUCCACGAGCUCCAGAAGGCAAAGAAGAAGAUCGAGAUGGAGAAAGAAGAAUUACAGGCUUCGCUGGAAGAAUCCGAAGCGGCUUUAGAGGCUGAGGAAACCAAGUUACUGAGGUCGCAGCUGGAGUUAUCUCAGACAAAAUCAGAUCUGGAGCGCAGACUUCAAGAGAAGGAGGAAGAGAUUGAUGCUGCUCGAAAAAGCCACCAGAGGGCGCUAGAAUCACUGCAGGCCACUUUGGAUGUGGAGAUUAAAGGUCGCAUGGAGGGAGCAAAGCUCAAAAAGAAACUCGAGGCGGAUGUGGCUGAAAUGGAGCUUCAAGUGGAUCUCCUCACCAAGAGCAACACCGAAUUCACCAAGAGCAGUAAAAAGAAUCAGCAACAGAUCAAGGAGCUCCAGGCUCAGCUUGAGGAGGAGGUGAGGGCCCGCGAGGAGCACAAGGAUGAGAUGGCGGCCUUGGAGAGACGUUGUGCGCUACUGGUCAGUGACGGUGAAGAGACUCGUUCCGCCCUGGAGAAUACAGAGAGAGUUCGCAAAGCCUUGGAAGUGGAGUUGCAGGAUGCCAACGAAAAAUACAGCGAUCUCAACAACCAGCUCCAGUCGGUUCUGAGUGGGAGGAGGAAGCUGGAAGUGGAUAUCCAAGCUCUGCAGCAUGAGCAUGAUGAGCUCCAAGGAGAGCUGAGAGGAUCGGUAGACAAAUCCAAGAAGGCCAGCUGCGAGUUGGCCAGAGUGGGGGAGGAGCUACGCCUGGAGCAAGAGCACACCAUCCAUCUGGAGAAGGUGAAGAAAAGUCUCGAGGCUCAGGUGAAAGACAUGAGCGCCAAGUUGGAGGAGGCGGAGCAAAUGGCACUAAAAGGUGGCAAGAAGAUCAUCCAGAAAUUGGAAGGAAAGGUGAAAGAGUUGGAGCUCGAACUGGAGUCCGAGCAGAAGCGACACGGCGAGACGGUGAAGACUCUACGGAAGAAUGAGCGGCGGCUUAAGGAACUUGUCUUCCAGUCUGAGGAGGACCAGAAGAACCAGCAGAGAAUGCAGGAGCUGGUGGAGAGACUGCAGAACAAGAUGAGGGCCUACAAGAGACAAGUGGAAGAGGCUGAGGAGCAAGCCAACAUGAACUUGGCCAAAUACAGGAAGACGGUCCAUGAACUGGAUGACGCUGAGGAACGAGCUGACAUCGCCGAGUCGGCACUAACUAAGAUAAGGACCAAGAAGAGAGGCAGCUUCAGCAAGGGAUACUCCUCUGGUUACAGUACGCCGCAUCCCGGUCUGGUGCGGUCGGCGAGCUCCGUGGGCUCAGAGGGCCGAGGCGAGAAGAUGCUCAACGACGACGGCGAGUCCGUCAGCUCGCUCAUUCCGGCUUAUCUCAACUCUCUCAAGAAGCUGAUGAUUGACUAGAAAAGUUGAGUUUUCUACGUUCAAAGCAGUAGAAAGUCUUGAGAGAGACGUGGGACUGAAAUUGUGUUUUUACUCCACCUUCACGUGAUGAACAAAACCCCGGCGUCGAGUUGCGCUCUCAUUAUUUUGUCAUGAACAACACGUUUGUUUUUUUUUUAAGCUACACAUCAUCUUAUCCUGUACCUCCUAUAUGUGUUCAUCGUGGCAUUGAAUCGUGUUUCAACAAAUGAAAUCUUCUGCCUUAUUUCCUCAUAUGGUGGACUUUGAUUUAAUACAGUGUGUUGUCCUCUUCACAUCAAUAACUAAACAAGAUAUAAUAAAAUGCCCUGUCUGUAUUUGAGUUAAAUUAAGAUGCACUUUAUACGUCAGUUGUAGACCAUUUAUCAGCAAGGAUUAUUUUGGUUUUAACAUUCAAAGAAAGUAUCAUAACAUUAAUUCAGAAGUGAAUUUGUCGUGUUGAAUAUAUAUAUAUAUAUAUAUAUAUAUAUAUAUAUAAAAAGGAGCCAACCUGACAGGUGGUCAAUGAAUUAUUCAUUUAAAACUAUUAGCUGGGUACAAAGUGCUAUUUUAUUGUUCACUGAUUUACAUGCAAUUUGCAUUUCCAUUAAUUAUUUUUUUUGUAAACAUUGCAUGUGCAUGCACAGCUAUACUAUUUUGAUCAACAAUGCAGUCUAUCCAUAAAAAAAACAUCUGUCAUGGGACUCACGCAUCACUCAAGGCUAACAAAUAAAUUGCGCUUCUUGUAAAAUUUGAUAUACAGGUGCCACUCACGUGGGCAGCUAUCUUAUAUAAAACUAUUGAAUACCAUUUUGUAUUUUACUUUUAAGCACAUCCUAUUACUGCCCUUGACUGUAACAAAGCUUGAGCAAACCAUUUUAUUUUUUGAAUGUAAAAUGUUGUUUUUGAAAAUAAAAAGAUGUUCUUUGAGUUGUUAA